Ilex paraguariensis (yerba mate) is the source of this 1572-nucleotide messenger RNA. Lineage: Eukaryota; Viridiplantae; Streptophyta; Magnoliopsida; Aquifoliales; Aquifoliaceae. The record is from the annotation of a GenBank genome assembly.
UUGGACUGAUUUUCACUUCAACAAAAUUAUUCAUGUGGAUAGAAUACCUAGUGGUUUAUAUGCUCCUCUGAGUUUAUUAUUUAUUAUUAGGUUUUUCAUCAAUUUAAUUUCUUUCUCUGUAUGUUUGAAAUUUCAGAUUAUUAUUUGAUGUCCAGUGUUUGGAAGUCAUAAAUCAAAGCUGGUUAUUUAAUGAAACAAGAAUUCUGAGGUUCAUUAUAUUGGUUCUAAAUUUCCGUGAUUCAAUGUCAAUUUAUGGUGCUUAGCUUAUGACUACAAUACUGUUAGUGGCCAGCUAUCUGUUUAAAAAGAUCCGGGUGUCACUGAAUUUUAUAUGGGGACUACUAUGAAUUUGACUCUUGAUUUGGCAUGUGGAAACAUGUGCUUCAAGAUUGACGAGGGCUGCCAGUGAUAUAUCCCUUUGUGAUGCUAGUUCUAGCGACUAGGAUGCAGUAUUCAGUGUUACUGAUUUAGUGUGAUGAAAUUGUUUAGCAACUACAUCAAUCUGUCUGUUGAUGACUGUCUUUGUUCAUGCUUUUGGUGAAUGUGUGCACUUUGUAUGAUGUAAGCAGCAUGCAAGAAUAACUUUUCAUCGGUUUACAAAAACUCAAAUGUUUCUUUGCCAGUUUUUUUUUUUUUGGUUAUGCAAAAUCCUGAUGGUUCUGAUAGAUGGGUGGUUUAUCCAUUUUAAUUUUCUUUUUUUGCUAACGGUUAGUUUUCACUGCUACUGGAUGUAGAUGUGUGAUGGUUAGAUAGAGAUCAGCUUAUGUUAUUAAUUGAAUGAUUUGGAGAUGUUUUUUUCCCUCAUUUUCUUUUUGAUGAUAUUUUCAUUUGCUUUUUGGGCAUGAUCCUUAUUCUUCUUUGUCCAUCCUUUGCCAUCACGUACUCCAUGUAACAGCAUCCCUAAUGUCCCUAUACUUGUGUGUGAAAGAGGAGAAACAUUGGUUUUUGUGUUUUUGCUGGGGACUAAGUUAUAUAGUAUCCUCGAACAUUUGUGGUUCUUCACGUGUGUGCUUCUGAGGGUCUGCAUGCAUCUGCUGUUCUCUUCUGUUAUCUUUAUCUGUACCAUUUUUGCAGGACAAACCCUGUGUUUGAGAAAACAUUUCAACUUUCAAGGGCGGACAAGGAUUUGUUGUCUAAACAAGAGUAUGAUGUACAGGUUGGUCAGUGUACCAUAUGCUAUCUGAUGAAAAUAUAGGCCACCCACUCUGGGUGCACUAGCCUUAAAUUUUAUAGUCAGAUUUGGUGGUGAUAGUGGCAGCAGGCAGGGUUAGAGAAUAGAGAUAUACUUAUGAUGAUUGCCUCAUUAUGGUUUAGGCAUGGUGUAUGCUGCUUAAUGACAAGGUACCAUUCAGGAUGCAGUGGCCACAAUAUGCGGACUUGCAGGUCAAUGGUGUGCCGGUGCGGGCCAUAAACAGACCGGGGUCACAGUUGCUUGGAACUAAUGGACGUGAUGAUGGCCCCAUCAUCACACCAUGCACCAGAGAUGGGAUUAAUAAAAUUUCCCUAACAGGAUGUGAUGCCCGCGUAUUCUGUUUUGGGGUCAGAAUUGUACAGAGGCGUACUGUCCAACAG